Molecule: messenger RNA, 700 nt
Organism: Chanos chanos (milkfish)
Lineage: Eukaryota; Metazoa; Chordata; Actinopteri; Gonorynchiformes; Chanidae
Product: Cyclin-dependent kinases regulatory subunit 2-like
Exons: 3
Coding region: 76-306 (76 amino acids)
Molecular function (GO): cyclin-dependent protein serine/threonine kinase regulator activity
Source: RefSeq, a predicted model, not a curated record
AAAAGUUCUAUUUCUCUGCUACGGUCCAUUAAAACUGAUUUACAGAUUCUAAGAACGAACUAUUUGAAUUGAAAAAUGGCGAAUAAACAAAUCUACUACUCAGACAAAUACAACGACGAGCACUACGAAUACAGGCACGUCGUGUUACCUCGGGAACUGGCAAAACAAGUUCCCAAAUCCCACCUGAUGUCCGAGGACGAAUGGAGACGACUAGGAGUUCAGCAGUCACUUGGAUGGGUGCAUUACAUGAUCCACGAACCUGAACCUCACAUUCUCUUGUUUAGAAGACCUCUUCCAAAGCAAUGAUUUAGUUGGUCAUCUGAUCUUCUGGAACAUAACCUGUGUAUUAUUCUGGUAUUCAGUGAAUACUUGCAACUUUACCAAUUAUUGCCUCCUGCGCACGUGCUGUGUUUAUGUCAGCAACUAUGCUCAGUUUGAUUUCCAAGCAAUGAGUGAAUGUUUUGUCAAAGUGGCACAGAUUUAAAUAGUGGCUGUUGACAUGAACAAAAAAGAACUACAUGACCAAAGUGCCUAUUAUGACUUUUGAUCAGUAUGUUUGAAAUAAAGGUCUUUGUUGCAUUGGCAGUGCUCAUCAUGACCAAUUUAUGACCAAAUUAAAAUAAAGCAUGAUAACUUUAAUAGCCUGAUUUGUCUUAAGAAGAUCAAGAUCCACUUUUCUGCCUUUAAUAGUUUCAUGUAU